AUGUCUAAUGUGGACUAUCCAACUAAUGUUCCUCCUAUAGUAUUUACAAAAAAAGGCAAUGAUUUGGCUAGGAACUUAAAGACGCUCAGUGAGGCUUUAUCACACGCAGAUAGUAAUGACGACAUUGGAGAACCGAAUAGGUACCAAUCUCUAUUUCAGCAUUUAACUGGAUCUCAAUUUUUAAAUUAUGAAAAUAACGAUGUUCGUGUUUAUCUUGCAUGUUGUAUUGCUGACUUACUUCGCAUUUUUGCCCCAACUGUACCUACUUGUGAAAGUUCUAAACUUAAGGAAAUUUUUAUUCUCGUUAUCGAUAGUUUGAAAGGCCUAGCCAAUCCUUCAGGACCCACGUUCCGUAAAUGUUUCUACUUAUUAGAGAAUAUAUCAACACUUAAAACUUUGCAUCUAUGUAAUGAGUUGCCUAGUGCCGAUGCGAACGAGGUCACACGCCACUUCCUCAAAACUUCAUUGGAGGUCGUGAAGAGUAAAGCAUGGGCUCCUCAACGUGAACGUUCCAUGGAAAUCAAUGAGGAGAAAGAAGAUGAUGACAAUGAUGAAUAUUCAUCGAGGAAAGAAAAGAUGAUUCAACUAUUUAUCCAAUUGAGCACGAAACUGUUGUCAGAUCUAGAUCAUGUGGAGAAUCAAGUUCUAGAUGUUCUAUUUUUCUAUAUCGUUAACCCUCAGAAGUCAAAUUUUCGAGAAUCGUAUAACAUAGCCCGAGCAAUAUUUCAAUCCCACACUUCUUUGGAGAGUGCCAUAGAAACGUUGUUGAUCAAAUCUUUAGUAGUGGGUGGAUUCCCAGAGGAGUGUGAAUUAGUCGGAAAUUGUAAAAGAAAGCUUCAUGAAGUGAUUAUUGAACUUCAUCUGAUUUCACCAGAACUCGUCAAUCCUGUAAUCCCUCAAUUGAGUGGUUUCCUCAGAGAUGAGGAUUUCCAGUCAAGGCUCUUCGCCACGAAAACUAUGAGCUGUCUUCUCGUCCAUCCAAAGUGUGACAUUGUUGAUUCCCAGCCAGAAGUUUGGAAGACUUACCUCAAUAGGCAAAGAGAUACCUCACGUGAAAUUCGAGAAGAGUUUGCCAAGCAAGCUUGUAAGAUUUUACUAACACAUUCUCAGGUGCGAGGGGAUUUAAGCCAAGGCCUUUUGCGAUUGUUGAGUGAUGCUGAAGAUGAAGUUAGAUUAGCUGCCUUAACUAGCGUAGUACAAGCAGCUCGUAGUAAGCUUGAAGCUGUCAAUGAAACACUCAUCUUGGCUUGUUGUCAACGAAUGGUGGAUAAGAAGCCAAACAUUCGGCACGAGGCUUUCUCUAAACUUCUAACCCUACAUUGUAAAGUAGUCUGUGGAGAGAAUUACACAGAAUCCGAUAGACAAGUCGUAACCAUCAUUCCCGAGAAAGCUUUAUGUUUAUAUCUGAGAUAUACUUCUGCUAAAAUGGCUGAGUAUAAGGAGGAAGGAACCAUGCUUGAACGAUAUUUCUACGCUCUGAUCAUUCCAAGAACGAUGGACCCUAAGAAACGAAUUCCAUUUAUGGUGAACCUCUACUAUAAACUCAAUCAAUAUGCAAGAGAAGCUUUUACUUGUAUAAUUAGUCGUAAUGCAGCCUAUAGAAGAAUAGUUCGGGAAAUCCUUGAUUUGAUCUCUAAAGACGAUAAAGGCCUCGAUAAAGCUAAACAGAUUGAUAGCAAAAUUGAGAGAGUAGCUUCAGUUCAAACUGAUGUUAAUCAGUUCACACUUGCCAUGCGACAAUUUACUAACAUUCUUGCAACUGAGCCGAAAUCUUUCAAUUUGACUCUCAAAGUAGUAGGAUUAGAGUAUACUUUGGACGAAAUUGAGAAGAGCGGGAAAGAGUUGCUCAACUUCAUUGCUAGUCGAAACCUGCCUAAAGAGCAGCUCAAAAUCAUCAGAUACUUCAUAGAAAGAUUCGUUUGUUUUGUUAUGGACAACGAGUCAGCUCACGAUCUCGUGCGAACCGUAAUAAACGUAGAUCGAGAUGCUACUUGUGGAAAAACUGAUGGAGAUGAGAGAAUUCGUUCUGCUCUUUCUCUUCUUCUUUCGUGGACGGACGGCUUUCCUCACCUGUUCCUCGAGGAGAAAACUCUUAAAACAGCACUGUCUUUACUAACGUCUUCUAACCCUUGUACAAUUGAAGUCGGUGUGAAGUUUUAUUCACUAAUGUUCUCGAAGUACGCCGAUAAAAUGAAAGAGCGAGCAUGUUUCUCUGAAAUUCAAGAUCUCACUUGGCGUUACAUUGCUAGUAACGAUCCUUACUUACACCAUGUUUCUAAGCUGGCUUGCAAGCUUGCCUGUAAAUUCGAAGAAAAAGAAGUCCUCAGUGGUCCAAAUGGUCGAUUCUCUGAAAUCAUUCCGCAAUUAGUUGAGCGUUUGAAUAUCGAUGAUCCAGGAUGUUUGAAUGCUCUUAGAGUGUUAUCAUUUAUAAAUAGCCGAUUACCUACUCCUGAAUUCGCGGCAACUAUUAAAGAACUCAUUCCUAACACAAUACUUAAAUUAAUCCUUAGUAACCGAACUAGUGAAGAUGACCCAGUCGAUUUAGAUUUAGAUGAUCAGAAAGAGCUGAAGAAGCAAAAAAUGCCAAAAUAUACUUUACCCAAAAUUCACGCACUGAAGCUUCUCUGUCGUUGUCUAAACGGAGAUGCUGAUUAUGAUCCAAUAGCUGCCAAAACAUUGAACAUCCUAGUAGGAAUAUUGAAGAAUGGUGGCAAUAUUCAUUGUCCGAAAGAUAGAAUCUGUAAUAUCGAGAAAGCUGUUCUGAGAGGAACUGCUGGAUCUUGUGUUCUUCAAAUAUGCAAUCGUUUGAAAUACUGUAAAAUGCUCAAUUGCGAAACUUUCAGCAACCUGGCUUAUUUAAUAAUAGACCCCAGUGCUCCCGUUAGAUCACAUUUUGAACAACGUUUGAUAAAGGGAUUGAGGAGAACAAGAUUACCAACUCAAUUUCUAUCUAUCUUCAGUUUAGUGCCAACCCUAGAAAUUGAAGGCGAAGCUGCUCAAACACAUCAAGCAAACCUUCAGAGACAAUUGGUUCAAACCCUUUCUACCCGGGUGAACGCUCUUAGCGUUUCAACUUUCCCUGAAAAACUCAGACCUUUCUACCAAGCCGAAUAUGCUAUUGCUUUUAGUAUCCUUCUCUUAUCGGAGAACCCGUUGUAUAAAAAAUACGAUGAUAUUGAGUCCUUACGUUUCCUGCAAGAAUCUCUUUGGUUCGUCAUCGAAGCCUUUGUAAUAAACAAGAGCUUCUAUAACUUUGAGUUGAUCUUCCGAAGUUUGGAACACCUGAGGCUUUCUACCAACGCGCAGGCUGAAGCGAAAGUUGCUCAGAAAAAAUUGAGCAGGACCAAGUGUGAUGAAUUGAACAGAAAACUAUGGGCUCUGACAGACCUGGCAAUCAUCAUGAUUCUAUAUAGAGGCAAAAUACAAACCAAAAAUGAUCCCGUAACACCUAUGCUACCUAAAUCCGUUUUUGGCACAUUGAAGAAUGGAAGUGAAAAGGUUUUUGCUCCUGAAUCCAUGAUAGAAGAAGAAAAGAAAAGAAAAGGACGAAUACCGCAUAAAGUGAAAAGACCUCUGGGUUGCAACACUGUCAACAAAGUCAACGUGAUGACCAUCACUGAAGAUGAUGAUGAUGAUGAUGAUGAAAAUGAGAACGAAAACGAGAACGAAGAUAGAAAUACUACGCUUGAUGUUCCUGAAGAUUCAGAAAAUGACGAUUUUGUUGAAGUGAAAACGAAGAGGACACGUAGGUCUACGAAAGAAGCGGCGCCACCGGUGGAAAAGAAGGAAAACACUCCUCAGAAGAGAACUUCCUCUCGUAAAAGAGUGGCUGCUGGAAAGUCAGUGAAUGAAAGUGAAAAGGCCUCUGAAUCCGUGACUGAAGAAGUGAAGAAGAGGAAAGGACGAUUACCUCCUAAAGUGAAAAGUCCUUCUGGUUCUAAUGCUAGCAAAGUGAAUGUGUCGUCCGUUGCUGAAGAUGAUGAUGAUGAUGAUGCUGAGAAUGAAAAUGCAGAUACUGCUCCUGAAGAAUCGGAAAAUGAAGAUUUCGUCCAAGUUAAAGCAAAGAGGACUCGAAGGUCCGCUAAAGAGGCUGAGCCCGUGGAAAAGAAAAAGAGUUCUCCUCAAAAAAGAACUUCAUCUCGUAAACGACUAACUCCUGCUAGCAAAAAAUCUAAUAUUAAAGAAACGUCUCCUGUGUCACCUGUUGCUAAAAGAUCUCUGCGGAGUCGAAAAUGA
Auanema sp. JU1783 is the source of this 4236-nucleotide messenger RNA. The record is from the annotation of a GenBank genome assembly. NCBI's taxonomy places the organism in Eukaryota, Metazoa, Nematoda, Chromadorea, Rhabditida, Rhabditidae.